CAUGUCAAAUUAUAGGAAAAGCAUGUUAACACUCUAAAGGCCAAAUUAAUGACCAUAUGCUCAUUGAACUUGAUCAGAAUAUUCUUGAUGAUCUUAAGGUAGAGUUUGAAACUGGGUAAUCAGAGGUCAAAAACCAAGCCACUAGGUCAAAUCAAAGAAAAACUUUGUAAACACUGUAGAGGUUACAUUCUCUCUUUGAUCACCAUGAAACUACGUCAGGAUGUUUGUGUUUAUGAAGUCUACGUCAAGUUUGAAACUGGGUAACCUGAGUUCUAAAACUAGGUCACAGAGUCAAAUCAUAGAAAACAUUGUUAAAACACUGUUGAGGCCAUAGUCAGGGUCCACAUAUUUUGACCAAACCAGGUUUAAAGGAAGAGUUUAUGGAUACCUUUCAUAGGAUUGCAUUUGGGGCGCCUAUAUUCAAGGUCAAGGUCACUGUUACUAAAAAUAGAAAAAUAGUUGAAACUGAAUAACUUAAGUUAGGGUUGACAUAUCCUGACCGAACUUGGUAUAAAGGAAGAGUUUAUGGAUACCUUUCAAUCGAAUGUAUUUGGGGUCCAUAGGGUCAAUGUCACUGUUACUAAAAAUAGAAAAACAGACACAGGCUGAAGUUCUUCUGUCAAUCGUAAAAACCUGAUUUUGUCGCAUUGCGGCGUUACUUGUUUCUACUUUAUUUACAUGAAUCCUGGUCAGAAUGUACUUAUUACAGCAAGGUAAUUGAAAUGGAUCAGGUGAGCGAUAAACAGGGCCUUCAGGGGUCAGAGGGGGAUCGGGGUGCCUAGCCAGACUUAACAUUUGCUGGGACUCCGGGCCUGACAGAUGAACUUUGGGACGGCCCAACCCCACUAAAGUACCUCCAGACACUGUUACCCGGUGAAACAGUGGACACAAGGGUGGAUGAAAACAACCGCUAUAUAUAUGCAAAUCAGCAGUCAGAGCUCAGACAGGAAUAACAAGGGAGAUUUUCAAGAUCAUGAAUUGUUGCCCUAAACUGAUAAACGACCAUUGAGCCACCAUGAACAGACGGCCCCAUCGACCCCUCCUUGCCGGAUCGAAUAUUGUCACCUGCGUAACGUCACCAUGGCCAUUGCCCCAUCCUCCAUUAUUACAUUCCACCACUGCAACAAUACCUGAUGGAUGGGGAUUUCUUUGUACAGGUGCGGCCCUUGCCACCUCCCUUACAAAACUGGCUCUAAAAUAUGUCUGCCUGACAAACAACGUCAAGAAGCAAAAUGUAAGUUAGACAUAGUCACUUCUAAUGUAAUUAUCCUGGAUAUUUCAGUAAGAUUCUGAUGAACUACAAGAUAAUGUGUGUGUGCCUUGUCCUAGUCAGGUAACAACAUAAAACAGUAUGGCAGUGUUUUAUCACUUCCUAAAAUGGGGUCAACAUUUGGCCUCAUUUAUAAUAAGAUAUCACACAUAUCACCAAAACUAAGCAUGAAAGAAACAAAAUUGACAUUGGGGCCGCGGAACAGGUUAGCACGGGAGGGGUGUCCCCUACCGUCAAUAUUUUUUUUCAAUUUUAGGCAUAAUGAAAGACUGAAUUUCCAGUGAGGUCAGGUUUUAUUUUCAUGUUUUUAUCUAAACCUUUUUCGGUUAAAAUAGUUGAAAGAUAUAAAACUAUUAUCGUUUAGUAGCAUUUAUUCCUAUUUGCGCAGUCUCACAAUGUAUGUUAAAUAACAAAUUAGCGCAGUUUACCUCUUCAUAGUAAAGCCACGAGUGACUUCGGAACCAUUGCGAGUUGAAUGACAUGUGUUCAGUUUUCUUAGUGCCAAGCAUCUCUUGGGAAAUUUAAAACUUAUAGGCUGAUUCGGAACGUCCAUUUUAAAGUCAAACUUUUAUGUGACCAGUUUGAAAUAAUACCGGUACAUAUUGCUGGCUAUUUAAUGACAAUUCAUUUUUAACGAGUAAUUGCAAUUAUCACAAUGAACUACAGUUUUUGAAAGAUCAAAAACGAUACAAAUAAUUACCAGUAUUGUCUUAUUGCCUCUUCUUCCUCUUUAAUAAUCCAGCCGGAAUGUUUUCACGCAAUUCAGACACCAAUUAGCUAGAUGGUCACAGGUUUAAUUAUGACAUGGUGACCUGCUUAUUUAAUAUUGCGUCAGAUUGGUAUUGAUCUACAUGCGCGUAGCUUUAUUUAAAAUGUGAUUAUUAAGAAAAUUUGUAUUAAAUAUUCGGGGCCCCAUUGCCGUUACUAGCCAGAAUAUUGGGGCCGCGGCCCCUGCGGCCCCAGCUACUACGCGCCUGCAUGGCCACUGUUCUGCACUUGGGGAAAUCUGGAAUCCCAACCAAGCCAAUCACAGAUGAUGAUGUGGAUCGUAUAGCGACAUGCCUGCGUGUGUUCUCCGACCAAAGCCCACUGAUGACGGAGAUCUUCAAUGCGGCAUCACGUAACUCUGUCUCCCUCAUGCUGGCUGCCAAGAUGGCCGAGGAGAAGCAGGCACAACAGGCCAUGGAGAAAUAAUCUGACUGUGGUGAAGGUGCAGGCUGAUGAUUCUAUUUCUUUUGCCCAGCUUAUCAACAAGAAUGAGAUGGGAGCCACAGAGAACAUGUUUGAGCUGACUCUGUCCCAGGCCCUUGGAAUGACGUACAAGAAAGAGAAAGAUCCUCUUGGUUCAACCAAGCUGAACAAGGUGACCCAGCUGACUGGUUUCUCUGACCCGGUGUACGCAAAGGCGUAUGUGAACGUGAACCAGUUUGACAUUGUCCUUGAUGUGCUUGUGGUGAAUCAGACAUCAGACACGCUGCAGAACCUUACUGUUGAGCUGGCUACCCUAGGUAACCUAAAGUUGGUUGAGAAACCUAUGCCGCUGAUGAUGGCCCCACAUGACUUCUGUAACAUCAAGGCCAAUGUCAAGGUUGCCUCUACCGAGAACGGAAUUAUCUUUGGAAAUAUUGUGUAUGAUGUGACUGGUGCGGCUAGUGACAGAAAUGUAGUCGUCUUAAAUGACAUCCAUAUCGACAUCAUGGAGUACAUGUGCCAGCAGCCUGCAACGACUCUGAGUUCCGGUAGAUGUGGGCAGAGUUUGAAUGGGAGAACAAGGUGGCAGUGAACACACAUUCACGACCUGAAGGAGUUCCUUGCCCAUGUCAUCAAGUGCACCAACAUGAGAUGCCUAACUCCAGAGAAGCGUGCGCUGUUCCGAAAAUGAUGCUUCAUGUAACCGGAAAUGAUGAUGAUGAUGAUGUUUGCAACUGGAAGUGACAUCCCCCCCCCCCCCCCCCCUUCAUUCGGAAGUGAUGCACGUACAGCGAGCAGCCAAGAAUCCCGACAAACCGGAAGACCGUCUACCCGGGCCAGUCCAGGAAUGGGUAGAUUGUUUGUUGGUGGACCCGACCCUUUUCGCUGACGGUGCAACUAUGGUGUUCCCUUGUCUAGGAACAGAUCGUUUUGCAUCUAGAAAGUCUGUGAAGAAAAUUGGCCAUUCCAAGAGAACAAACAGACAUUUAAACUUCAAAUUAAUUGAUUGUCAAGUUAACAACAUUUGAGCCUUAUAGUUGCUUGAUCUGUAUCUUGUUGUGAUGUGACCAUCUUUCAUUAUAAUGUUGAGACAUAAGUAGGACUUAAUCAAAUAUUUAAGGAAUGAAUUGCGGGCUUGAUGUCAUUAUCAGGGUAUGAACGCAAUUUCGCUGGUCUAAGUGUGUCCGAAGGACUCCAAGCAUACUUUGACCAGGCCAAUUGUGUUCUUAUCCCCAAUAAUGACAUCAACCCCGCAAUUCAUUACUUAUAUUUACACCAAUAGUUCAUUAUCUCAUUCAAUAAUUGUCAUUUCAUUUAAGAAAAUCUUUCAGUAACUCUUUCCUACCCAUUCUGUAAAUAGAACGUUCGACUGUAACCGGAAGCAUUUUUCAAAUGACGUCACAAUAACGGAAAUAACUUUUAAACGUAAAAUUCAAGCACUUAUGGCAACAAUUCAUUUAAAAUUUAAAAAAUAAUACUUUCUAAAAUGUUCAUUUAUAUUUCACGGGACCUGCUGACACAACACAAACAUUAAUAAUAUCAUUAUUCUUUAUGUAUAUUGUUAUACAACUUAUUGCGAUCUGAAGAUGUUGUGUUCAUCGAUUGAUAAACACAAUUGUUGAAAGGCAGUUCAUUUAAGGAAUGGAAGUUGAGGUGUAAAUAUAUGUUAUUGAAAUUUAAAAUCACUAUUUUCGUACCAUAUACUGUUAAUUAUUGUUGAUCGAAUUAUGAAUGCUUACCAUUAAGGCCACUGUUAAUUUAUUUUGUAUCACUGUUAUAGUUUUUUUCAUUGGAAAAAAUGUAGGGUACAGUAUGCAGAUUAAACAUUGAACAACUAAUUCACAUAUUUUGCAUUUUGGAUGUUUUCAUACUUUUGUUCAAAUAGCCAAAGGAGCUGUAUUUAAUGUUCUUUAUUACAUACUUUUUACAUACAUGUAUAUCAUGUUAUGUGGUUUGAAAUAUGCAAAUGAUUUUAGGGGUGAGAGUGGUCUAGUGGUAUAGGUGUCCGCCUCUCACCCAAGAGGUUGUGGGUUUGAUCCCCACCAGGGGUACUUUCUCAUAGCCUCUCAAAAAGGACACAGUACUGGUUUCUGCCCAGGAAACGGGCUCGAGAGUGAUUCUAUAAGCUAUCAGCUUUCGUCACAAUCAAGCUAAAAAUAAAUUAUGGCAAGUAUUGUGAAACAAAAGUCACUCAACAGUGGCCUCAUCUUAGGAAAUGUUAGAUUAUCACAAAUUUAUGAAAUGAUUUACUUUGUUUUGAUGAAUUCCAAUUUAUCUUUAUGAUGCAGAAUUUUGCAUUUUUUAAGAGGUGUUUAUAAACCGUAAAGAUUUCAGAAAAUUUAGAUCAAGUGUAUAAUUUGGUUAUGUCUGAUUAUUUUUUUACCGAAAACACUUCAUAGAUGAAUAUAACUGACUGAACUAUUUGAUGUAUUCUUUGCAUAUAAGCAUUUUUGUUUUACCUUUUUAAAUUGGAUAGAGUGGGAAUAGAGAAAGCUUUCAAUUGUUUUAAAUUUAUUAAGAACAAGAGAUGUUUGUCAAACAUUAUGCCCCCUGAGCGCCAAGUUGCCAGAAAUAUUUGGACAAUUGAAUGAAAUAUGCAUGGACUGAAAUGACAGCUGAUUUGUCAUUGGAUGCAUAUGAGGCAGGUCAUCUACUGGUCAUACCUAAUCUUCAUGUCAAGUUUGAUGACCAUAGGUCCGGGAAUUGUUGAGUUAUCACUCGGACAAGCUUUGGUCUUCCAACAGACCGGCCGACAUGUGCAAAGCAAUUAUAUAACCCCUCUGCUUCGAAGGGGGGCAUAAUUAAACUAGAUGUUCACUGAAAAUUGAUACUUCAACUCAUGCAUUUAGUGACAUAUAAAUUUCUACUGUCUACUAUAUAAGAAAAUAAAAUAUGGACAAUCAGAAAACCUUUUUUCAGCUUACAGUCACACUGACCUUGACCUUUGACCCACUGACCUCAAAAUCAAUAGGGUUCAUCUGCUGGUCAUGACCAAUAAGCCUACCUAGUAUGA
Mya arenaria is the source of this 5474-nucleotide messenger RNA. Its product is annotated as coatomer subunit beta-like. Gene Ontology annotation, biological process: endoplasmic reticulum to Golgi vesicle-mediated transport; intracellular protein transport; intra-Golgi vesicle-mediated transport. The transcript has 12 exons. Gene Ontology annotation, cellular component: COPI vesicle coat; cytoplasm. Gene Ontology annotation, molecular function: structural molecule activity. Bases 2379 to 3053 code for a protein of 224 amino acids. Lineage: Eukaryota; Metazoa; Mollusca; Bivalvia; Myida; Myidae. The record is from RefSeq and is a predicted model, not a curated record.